Messenger RNA from Acanthamoeba castellanii str. Neff, 4857 nucleotides. RefSeq names its product serine/threonine protein kinase, putative. Bases 1 to 4857 code for a protein of 1618 amino acids. Gene Ontology annotation, molecular function: ATP binding; protein kinase activity. The transcript is spliced from 21 exons. NCBI's taxonomy places the organism in Eukaryota, Discosea, Longamoebia, Acanthamoebidae. Gene Ontology annotation, biological process: intracellular signal transduction; cyclic nucleotide biosynthetic process; protein phosphorylation. The record is from RefSeq and is a predicted model, not a curated record.
AUGCUCUCCACCAUCGCGCAGCUGCUGACUUUGCUGCUUCUGUGUGGCGGCCAAACCCAAGCCACCACCGUCUUGGGCGGCGGCGACACCUACAUAGCGAAUUACAUGACUUCGAUGGUCGACUCCUACCAGUAUGCCGAGGGCGACACCACGAUUGCGUUCGAGACGGACUACGCUAUCACAGGUGCGCCUUACCCGGAGGACUUGCUAACGGCGGCUGGCUACACACUCGUGCCCAUCAUCGCCCAAGCCCUCGUGCCCAUCUACAACUUGCCCUCCGUCACCAACUUGGUGCUGGAUGGCCCAACACUGGGCGAUAUAUGGUAUGGCAACAUUCUCCUUUGGAACGACACCGCCAUCAAGGCCCUCAACCCCAACGCCACGUUGCCCGGAGAGCGCAUCCUGCUGGCCUACGCCAACGACACGGCCGCCGGACUCACCCAGACGUUCAUGAGCCUGUUGUCCGAAGCGAAUGCCGACAUUGGCGCAGUGUGGGGACCCUACGCCACGGCCAAUUGGUCGGUGUUGACAGGCAUCGAGGACCAUGCCACCAACACGGGCGAUCCUGGCACUGCUCAGACCACCUACGUACUGAACACACCGUACAGCCUGAGUUAUACGAGCAAGAUCUUGGCGGCCCAGGCGGGAGUAAAGAGCGCAUUGCUCAAGAACAAAGCCGUGUCAUCGGCUCUUGGUGAGGCAAUCGCCAAUAUCAGUUCUACCUACAUGGGCGCUGGUGCGGUGAACGGCAACCUUUCAACCUCGUGGCCUCUCACCAUGGUCAACUACGCACUGUUGCCGCUCAACCUCACCACAUCGGAUUGCACCUUCAUCCAAGGGUUUCUCGCCUUCCUGGCGUGGACUCAGCUCAACGACCGCGCCGUCGCACAGGCCACGUCGUUGGGCUACACCGCGCGUUCCGAUCACUGGCUCAUCGGCGAGGGCCUGUCGUUCAAUCUCUACACCGUGUGGAUGGCCGAGUACCUGUCGGGCAACAUUCGCCUGCGUUACUUCCAGAACCCCACCUCGAUCGCCAUCUCCGACAUGGGCGCUUACAACGUGGACUUUGGCGGCGUCAGCACUCCGUUGAGCGCAGCGCAGAAGCUCGCCCAACCUGACGUGAUCGAGGUUCCCAUCCUGUCCUACGCCGUCGCACCGGCCUACAACUUGCCGGAGCUGGUAGGGCACGGUACCCUGGUGUUCAACUUGACGACGCUUGCCGACAUCAUGUUGGGCCACGUGGACAACUGGAACCACUCGGCUAUCCGUGAGCUCAACCCGACCCUCGUCGAUUACCUGCCCAACCAGCCCAUCACCGUGGUGACGCCUAUCGGCGCGCCGACAAUCAUGCUCGUGUUCACGCAGGCGCUCAGUCAGGCUAGCCCCGAGUUCAACCAAGCCGUCGGACCCUCGAUGGACACCCGGUUGCCAAUCGAGGAUUUGGGGCGCAACAUCAAUUCUACGGCCGUUGGCGACGUGCUGACCGCCAACCCGUAUGCCAUGGGCCUGUGGCUCACCGAGCAGCUUCGCCUGAAGCGCAAUCUGGGCCUCGCGGACUUCAUCAAUCCGGCGGGCAACCGCGUGAGCGCCACCUUUGAGACGCUCAAUUCAGCGGUACUCGACUUCGGCGCCGACCCCACCAUCACCAACUUCAUCAACGGCGGGGGAGCGAAGAGCUGGCCCAUGGCGACGUAUCAUCAAUUCAUCAUCCGCCAAACGACCAUGCCCGACUGCGAAAAGGCCAGAGGCCUGAUCGACUGGAUCUACUGGAGCCAGACAAACCCCGACGCUCUCGACCUGGCCACCAAGAACUACCAGGGUGUGGCGGGCCAGGCCAAGCCGGUGCUCAAGCGCAUCCUCGACAUCGUGGCGGGCAUGACGUGCGAGGGCCAGCAUGUGAGCUCCAUCUACGGCUGCAUCUACCAAGGCACGGUCUGUUCCGAUCACGGCGUGUGCCAGGCCGACACGCAGGGGAGUGGCAGCUGCCUGUGCCAGAGCGGGUACCAGGGCGACUACUGCGAGACGGCCAUCGUCACCAGCAGCACCGACGUGCCGCUUGGGGCCAUCCUCGGCGCCAUCAUCCCGGCGGCGGUGAUCGCGUUCCUGGUGCUGUGCUGCAUCAUCGCGGGCCUUCUGGUGUGGAUGCGCGUCAACCGGCGCAAGGAGGACGACUGGGAGGUGGACAUGGGCGAGCUGGAGAUGGGCGAGCAGCUGGGCGCCGGCGGCUACGGUGAGGUGCACAAGGCCAUGUGGAAGGGCACCGAAGUGGCCGUCAAGAUGAUGAUCUCGGAGACGCUGUCGCGCGAGAUGGAACGCAGCUUCAAGGAGGAGGUGCGGGUGAUGACAGCACUGCGGCAUCCCAACGUGGUGCUGUUCAUGGCGGCAUGCACCAAGCCACCCAAGAUGUGCAUCGUCAUGGAGUACAUGGCCCUCGGCUCUCUUUACGACUUGCUGCACAACGAGCUGAUCCCGGACAUCCCGUUCGCGCUGCGCAACAAGAUGGCCUACCAGGCGGCCAAGGGCAUGCACUUCCUCCACUCGUCGGGCAUCGUGCACCGCGACCUCAAAUCGCUCAACCUGCUGCUCGACUCCAAGUGGAACGUCAAGGUGUCCGACUUUGGCCUGACCAAGUUCAGGGAGGAGCUCAAGCGCGGCAACGCCAAGGAGAUCCAGGGCAGCGUGCACUGGACGGCGCCGGAGAUCCUCAACGAGGCCAUCGACAUCGAUUACAUGCUGGCCGACAUCUAUUCGUUCGGCAUCAUCUUGUGGGAGCUGAGCACUCGCCAGCAGCCCUACAUGGGCAUGAGCCCGGCGGCGGUGGCCGUGGCGGUCAUCAGAGACAACGUGCGCCCGCCGCUGCCCGAUGACGACCCUACCAUUCCGCCCGAGUUCGUGGACCUCGUCCAGUCCUGCUGGCACCACGACCCGACCAUCCGCCCCUCCUUCCUUGAGGCGAUGACGCGGCUGAGCGCGUUGGGAGGCGAUGGCGGCACGUCGUCGUUCACCAAGACCUCCACGUCAUCGUCGUCGAGCGGUGGGCCGAGCAAGGGCUUUGCCUCGUGGACACUACCCACCGCCACCACCGGCUCGGCCAGCAACCACAGCACCAACUCCUCGAGCUCCGCUGGUUCGGCGGCCUCGGCAGCGGCGGCUACCGCAGGCGUACGCGCGCCGGAGGGCGAGAUGGCCAUCGUCUUCUCGGACAUCGCACGCGCCGCCUCGCUGUGGGAGUUCAACGCCGAGGCCAUGCGCGACGCCACGCUCCUCCACAAUGGGCUGAUGAGAUCGCUGCUCAAGAAGCACCGCGGAUACGAAGUCGUCUUCAUUCGGGACCGGAACAGCGGGGAGGGCUCGUUCUGUAUGGCCUUCCAGAACACGACCGACGCGCUCGAGUGGUGCAUGGAGGCCCAGCAGGAGCUGGUCAAGCUCGAGUGGCCCGAGGCCCUGCUCGACCACCCGGGCGCGGCCGAGGAGUGGGGCGACACGGACGACCGCGUGAUCUUCAAGGGUCUGCGGGUGCGCAUGGGCGUGCACGUUGGCCAGCCGCGUACGGUGCGUGAUCCGAUGACAAGGCGCGUGGAGUACAUCGGGCCGGUGAUCAACGCGACGGCGCGCAUCACGGCCAUGACGCACGGCGGCCAGAUCCUGCUGUCGGCGACCGCCUUCGACAAGGUGCGGGAGAGCGAGCUGGCGAGCAAGGAGGCCAAGCGCAUGGUGUGCCUGGGCAAGUUCGAAAUCCCCGACGCGCCCAAGGGGGCGAAGCUCUACGAAUUGAGACCGCGAGGGCUCGAGGGCCGGUUCUUUGGUGGCAUCUCGCACGCGGCCAAGGACUCAGAUCUGAGCCCGACCUCGGGUUCGGGCAGCGACCACCACGCCAAGGGCAAGAAGCCCAAGUCCAAGGCCAGCCUGGACGGCGGCGAACCGGGCGAGGGCUCCGCCGCGCAGCACUCGAUCUCCAGCGCCAGCAGCGACGGAGAGACGCAGGCGGUGGUGGGCGAGGGCAUGAUGUUCAAGGAAGACAACUUCCUCACAUCGGCCAACCUGUGCCGUUGGAUCAUCGACUUCAACGAGAUCGCCCUCGGCAAGCAGGUGGGCCUGGGGUCGUACGGGGUGGUGUUCAAGGGCAAGUGGAAGGGCGUCGAGGUGGCGGUGAAGCGGUUCAUCAAGCAGAAGCUGGACGAGCGGCGCAUGCUCGAGUUCCGCGCCGAGAUGGCCUUCUUGUCCGAGCUCCACCACCCCAACAUCGUUCUCUUCAUCGGGGCGUGCGUGAAGCGGCCCAACCUGUGCAUCGUGACCGAGUUCGUCAAGAAUGGCAGUCUGCGUGACAUCCUGGCCAACAACAGCGUCAAGCUGCCCUGGGCGCAGAAGCUCAAGCUGCUGCACAGCGCGGCGCUGGGCAUCAACUACCUGCACUCGCUGCAGCCGGUGAUCGUGCAUCGCGACCUGAAGCCGUCCAACCUGCUGGUGGACGAGAACAUGAACGUCAAGGUGGCCGACUUUGGCUUCGCGCGCAUCAAGGAGGAGAACGCCACCAUGACCCGCUGCGGCACCCCCUGCUGGACUGCGCCGGAGGUGAUCAGGGGCGAGAAGUACUCGGAGAAGGCCGACGUGUUCUCGUUCGGCGUCAUCAUGUGGGAGGUGCUCACGCGCAAGCAGCCCUUCGCCGGCCGCAACUUCAUGGGGGUGUCGCUCGACGUGCUGGAGGGUCGGCGGCCGGCAAUUCCGGGCGACUGUGCGGCGGCCUUCAAGAAGCUGAUGAAGAAGUGCUGGCACGGCGAGGCCAAGAAGCGGCCGUCGAUGGACGACGUCGUCACUCAGCUCGACGCUCUCCUCGGUCACGACCAUCACGCCGUCUAA